Messenger RNA from Impatiens glandulifera, 2231 nucleotides. RefSeq names its product zinc finger protein VAR3, chloroplastic. Gene Ontology annotation, cellular component: cytoplasm. Lineage: Eukaryota; Viridiplantae; Streptophyta; Magnoliopsida; Ericales; Balsaminaceae. The coding region runs from base 69 to 2075 and encodes 668 amino acids. Gene Ontology annotation, molecular function: mRNA binding. The transcript is spliced from 5 exons. The record is from RefSeq and is a predicted model, not a curated record.
GUGGCUGUGUUCUGUUCCAGGUUUCAAUCUCUAAAAUCUCUGGUUUUUCGGAUGCCCAUUUGGCCGUGAUGGGCGGCGCUUCAAGGUUCAUCAUGCUGCUCGCUACCACUCCAGUCCCUCAUUUUCAUCCCCGCCCUUGUCUCCUUCGUCUCGCCCGCCACUCUCGCUUCUCUCUUUCAUCUUCACCUCUCACACUCUCUCUUCACUUCCUCUCUAUCUCUCCCGUUUUUAUCCCACAAUACGUUAUCCCUUCAAAAUCCUCGCGACAUAUUCAUAUCCGUAAUAGCGCAGUUAGGGAUGAAGAUUCCGCGGGCCAAUUUCCAAAUUCUUUCGUUUCCCAUCCGUGGCCUGAGUGGUCCAAAUUCAUUGAUGUACUUUCUUCCGCUGGAUACUUUAAUCAACAGGGACAUGGAAUCCAGGAGGAGGACUCAUUUGUGGCGUACGCUGAUUUGUCUGAGGAUUUUGUUCGUAUAGUGACAGCAUCUUUCGAUUAUUCGAGGCGCCAACCGCAACUCCUAUGUUCCCUUUCGAGAAGAGACAUGGUGGUGGUUGUGAACAAUGGGACACCUUUUCUCUUUAGAAGUAGCCUUGAAUCUUCUAGGAGGAUGAAAUCAUUUUUGGGUCUAACUGGAAAUCCAGGGUUGGAACAUGAGGAAGCACAGAUGAUUGACCUGAUGAAGUAUUUAUUAAGUUAUGCAAGCAAACCAACGGUUUCUUCAAACGGAAUACAUAUGCACAUAGGAGAUAACAUUGAAUCAUCAGUCCGUAGCUUGCUAAACGAGUUGAUAAGGUUGAGCUCUGGUAUGGAAGCAUCACAUUUUUCUUCCUUCAAGCAACAUCAAGUUCCUGAUAGUUAUCCACAGAAGCAAAGAUCUCUUGGACCAAAGAUUGAAAUGAAGAGAGGUGAUUGGAUAUGCUCCAGGUGUUCUUUUAUGAACUUCGCAAGGAACAAUAAAUGCCUGGAGUGUGAGGAGGCAAGACCCAUGAGACAACUGACUGGCGGAGAAUGGGCUUGUCCUAAAUGUGAUUUUUACAAUUAUGGGAGAAAUGUAACCUGUCUAAGGUGCGACUGCAAACGACCAGGGGAAGCACCAUUUAGAAGCGCUAACGAAUAUCCUAAAGGAGGCAGCAAUAAUAGUCACAAUACUUUUGUACCAUUUCCUACUGACAUGUUUGCUAAAAAAUCUACAAAUUUGUCAGAGAAUUGUGAGAAGGCAACAACAGAAAUAUUGGGAACUGUUGAUGGAUAUGAUGUCCCUCAAAAGCCACUAAAUGACCAGAAGGAAGAACAAGCUGAGAAGAAGUCAGAGAGUUGGUUGAAGAGACUGGAAGAAUUACAUGAUGUUAGUACCACAGACUCGACAGAUGAUAUUCCAGAAGAGAAUUUUCCAGAUAUCAUGCCUAUGCGUAAAGGAGAAAACCGCUUUGUAGUUAGCAAAAGAAAAGACCGUUCUUUGGUGUCUCCAAUGUAUAAAAGGAAAAUGGCUACAGAGCAAUCAAGCGGUUCCAGUUUUGUGCCUUUUGUCCCAUUUCCACAUGAUUAUUUUGCCAAGGACAAAAAGCAGGCAGAAGGCACACAUCCUGGAGAAGUAAUUACACAUCAAACAACUCCACCAGUUAGUGGCCAAGAUCAUCCAGUUGAACAGACUACUGGAUCACCAUUGAAUACCACAAUGCAAAGUCAAGGGACAAGCUUUAAGCCACCAGUGGGUUCCUCAAAUUCACAGGGAGAAUAUAAGCAGAAUGAGUCGGGUGAUAGAAGAAGGAGCUUGGAGGGUUCGGCAGUACAAGAGGCAUGUGAUCCUUUAGACAUGUCGGAGGAGGCUAAAGCUCAGAGGUGGUUUAGACGGGUUGCACAGAUAAAAGACAUCUCAGAGUUGAGUGAGAUUCCGGAUGAAGACUUCCCUUCAAUUAUGCCAAUGCGGAAAGGUGUGAAUAGGUUUGUCGUGAGCAAAAGGAAAACUCCCCUGGAGAGAAGGUUGACUUCUUCUCAGUACAGGAAGAAUCUUCCUACUGUUACUAGUAGUUCUUCUGAUCAUGUAGUAACUAAGAAUGAAGAGAACAAUGGAAGCUGAACUAACUAUACAGACUUUCUGAAACAAUACCAACAAAUUAAUAUGCUCUCAUUGUUUCACACUUUAAAUGUUACAGGCUGUUGUUGUAACUGACAUUAUUUACCAGAAGUGCCUGGAUUUGAUAUGAUUUGAUGGAUGUAUUUUUAUUCUUGGUUA